CCGACCCCUCACCCCCGUAGGCCGUGACUCCCCGUAACGUCACUUCCUCCUUCUCCUCCUCCCGGGAGGGCGGUACGGCGGCCGGGCGGGAGCGGGCGGCGGAGGUGAGGGGCGAGCGGCGGGCGCCCGCGGGAGCGAUGGAGAUGCAGUCGUACUACACCAAGCUUCUGGGAGAGCUCAACGAGCAGCGCAAGAGGGACUUCUUCUGCGACUGCAGCAUCAUCGUGGAGGGGAGGAUCUUCAAAGCCCACAAAAACAUUUUGUUCGCCAACAGCGGCUAUUUCCGAGCCCUGCUAAUUCACUACAUCCAAGACAGUGGGCGCCACAGCACUGCCUCCCUGGACAUUGUCACCUCGGAGGCCUUCUCCAUCAUCCUAGACUUCCUUUAUUCCGGGAAGCUAGAUCUCUGUGGGGAAAAUGUUAUUGAGGUGAUGUCUGCGGCUAGCUAUUUGCAGAUGACCGAUGUGGUCAACUUCUGCAAAACGUAUAUAAGGUCAUCAUUAGAUAUUUGCAGGAAAAUAGAGAGAGAAGCUGCUUUCUAUCAGGCUGAUAGCGGGAGCGCUAGUUCUGCGAGAGAGGGCACCUCGUACAGCUCCAAGAGCCAGUGCUCUGCCUCCGUCUCUUCCCAGCAGGAAAAGGAAAGGCUUUCGGAUUGCCAGAGAGAUCCUCCCUGCGGUGAAUGCAGCGGCUGCCAUCCCCUGGAGCUUGUGGUCAGAGACCCUGUAAGCAGCGACUCUCCAGACAACAUUAAUUCUUCGCUGCCCAAAGGGGUGGAACCCAAAGUAGAGUUUGACUCGGAUGAAGUAGAGGUAGACGUGGGUGAACGGCUGCCGCAGUACCCGCCUGCGCUGUCCCUCGAGCAGAUGGAAGAGGGGCUGCACGGCGGGCAGGCGAUGGACCUGGCCUGCAAUAACUAUCACAUGAAACAAUUCCUAGAGGCCCUGUUGCGCAACAGCUCAGCUCAGAGAAAGGAUGAUGUGGUUCAUCACUUUGUCCGGGGCUUUGAGGGUAGGCCAGAGGAUGCAGGGGUAGCCAUGAGUUCCAUGAUGGACAUUCACAGCGACUGGUAUGGUGAGGACACAGGUGAUGUGUUAGUUGUGCCAAUCAAGCUUCACAAAUGUCCAUUCUGUCCCUACACGGCUAAACAGAAAGGAAUACUAAAACGGCACAUUCGCUCUCACACAGGUGAGAGACCCUACCCCUGUGAGACGUGUGGGAAACGUUUCACUCGGCAGGAACACCUUCGGAGUCACGCUUUAAGUGUGCAUCGAUCAAACAAGCCAAUUAUCUGUAAAGGUUGCAGAAGAACAUUCACAAGCAGCCUGUCUCAAGGAUUACGACGCUUUGGCUUGUGCGACAGCUGCACCUGCGUGACCACUACCCAUGAGGACUCGAUGCCCAUUAACCUCAGCCUAAUGGAACCUUCAUCAGAAGGCCAAGAGAAAGGUGAUGCCGAUAACGACUGGCCCAUUUAUGUGGAGUCUGGAGAGGAAAAUGAUCCAGCUGAUGAUGAGGAUGCUGAUGGUGAUGACAAGCAGGAAAUCCACAGGAGUUUAUCAGACCGAGAAACACUUAUGUAGCAGUGAGAGAAGAGUGGGAGCAUUUGAAGUGUCUCCCUGGCAGUGGUUGGUCUGCAACAGAAAACUGCGUAUCUGCCCAAUUAGUGAGACUGUGCUGUUUUUUAUUAUUCCUUUUUUUAAUAGAAGAGUGGGGAGAACUGGAAUUUUUAAUACCUUUAAGUUUUCAGUGCUGUGCACCAGAAAUCUGUGAAGAAUCUUCUGUCUGGGGUUCACAGAGGUUGUACUUGAGCAAUUUCCAGUGGUGUCUCUGCCUCCUACUUUUGAUUUUGCAGCUGGAAUGUUUCUGUUUUGUUUUGAUAACAGGUUUCUUCAAAUAAUGCUGUCGUGGUCCUUAAUCCCUGAUCUGAAAGGGGCACCAACUUCUCUCUGAAGAUUCUAUUAAAAGAAAUGUAGGUUUCAUCUGUUACCUCCAGACUUUUCUAAACUAAGUUGUGAUCCUUCUGAAUUAGGACAUUGUUAUCUAAAUUGUAAACCUUAAGUGUUUGCUUAGACUGGAUUUGACCCAGAAACCAGGGCAGACAAAGCAUGAUAUCAAAAAUAUGCUGCUGCUGAAAGCAUAGACAGUAAGAGUUAAUAUACAUGUCCUUAAUUGCUGAUAUUUAGAGAACAAGCUUCUGUUUCUGAAUUGCUUCUACUGCAUCUUCCUCUCUCAAGAGCUCAGACUACAGAUCUUCAGCUGUGUCUUUAAUGUCAUUUAGACAUGAGUAGUCUUGACUUAAGAAGCAUUAAGCGUAUGUUAGAGUGUCUAGUGCCCUGGUCCCUCAGUGUAAACUAAGCGAACUGCCUGAUUUUCUUCAGCUUUUUACAGUAGAAGUUAAAGCUGUCAGUCAGGUUACUUGGGAAUUCUGGUUUGGGGAGAUUAAAGAGACAGAUUCACAGCUGGUGUAGCUGAGGAGCAGUUACAUAUAAAUAUCUGAGCUAUGCAUAUAAACCAGCUCUGAAUACCCUUUUUGAAGCAAUUGGGUAGGAAACCUCAGAAAAUUUUACUAGCCUCUUUGUAUGCAAAUCCUUUUCUUUCUCUUUUACUAUAUUUUCUUUUAGUCUUUGGUGAUCCUUCUCAUGGUUUAUAUUGUGUGAAUUUAUCCAAGUACUGCUUUUUUUGUUUGUUUGUUUUAAAACUUCAGUGCGGACCUCACACUUCUUUUCUGGGAUAGAUGAAGGUUGGCUUUCAAAGGAGGUGAGAUUUUUUUACCUUUCCAGUACCAAGUUGAUAGAAGCUAUCAAAAACCAAGCCAGGAAGCUUUAGAAGAAAACACAUCGCCAAUAGAAAGCCUGUUUGCUUAUGGGUAGCCUACUGUUUCCUAAUGAAGAGACAAAAUUGAAAUAUAGCAUGAAAUAAGACUGUUAGUGCUUCCUCUCUAUGUUGUUCAUAAGUGUUUCAUGCAAAUGCAAAUGGUGUGAGUAUUUUGAGCUGGAGUAAGGGCUAGAUCAGAAGCGUGUAGACAGACACAGCUGAUAAAGAGCGAGCAGUUCCUCCCACUUAACGAGACAGUGCUUCUUGAGGUUUUUAGUGUAAAGACUUUACCCUUGGCAAACAUUAGAUGGAACCUAAACACCAAAGAGCCCUCGGACUUAACCAGGUGAGGUUUUUGGGGCUUUUUGCGUACCUCGUGCUUUUAUUUUACAUACUGAGAAAGAACAAUUCAACUUCUCUGUCUGCUUUGUCCUACAGUGAAACAGCAGUCCUAGAGUGAUGUCGCAGUUUACUUGUGAGAGGCGAUUCUGAUAUCGCAAAUGUGGUUAUGAAUUCAUUGCCAGAUCAGGUAGGAUGAGGAAAGAAGAAACAAACUUCUUUUUCAGCACAUCACUUUACCUUCUGCUGUUUUCAGGAAUUGCUAGUAAAGAGACUUGUUUUGAAAUGGUCUGGUCUAAGACCUUGACGAGCACCGCCUCGCCAGACAAUACUGGCAUCAUGUGCUACAUUUCUUUUCUGUAACUUAAGUUGUGUAAGCUUUCAGUAGUCCCUGUUCCAGGUCGUCUGUAAGUUUGAGUUUGUAAUAGCUGAACAGUAGCGUAGUGACACGCAUCAUCAUAGAGAGAGCUCACUAGGACCAGAUCUUUGAAAAAAUUCAGGGCUCUUUAGCCCCUCUUUUAGUCAUCUAAACUAACACCAUCAAAGAGACAACUCGUGUAGAUGCCAGACUUGGAGCUGAGCUCCUUUGGAAACCCUGCUCUGGUUUUGGGCCCUUUGCACUUUUGAAAACCUGAGCGAAACAUGGGCUUGUAAAUCUUGCCAGCACAUUUGAAAGUGCCACCUCCAGCCUACCAGGCCUAGUCUUUUGGACUGCUACUCUGCUUUUGUUGAGUCCGUCCAACAUCAGAGGGGUUGGGUUUUUUUUUUUUGUAUCUGCUUAUCUGAUAAAGGACGGACUCCUGCAUGUGAGAACACCUGAAAAAGUCAUGGAUUAUCUGUGUUUGCUGGGAGAUUAACUCGCUAAUGAAAGUGGGGUAAGAAUGUAAAUAGGGAUCCAAAAUGAUGCUUUGUGACCAGGCAUCCCAAUUUCUGGUCAUUCUAGCAUGAAGAUGCCACCUCAUUGUAAAUAUUGGUAGAAGCCGUGAGACAUGGAAUACCAGCUGAGCGUGGUCCUGGCUAGUGCGCCACAAUUAAACUGUCAGAAGAUUGAGCUUCUCACAUGGCUGAGCUGUGCUGAGGUGCGGGCUAGCUAACUCUGAAAGUGUGAAGACAUUCAGAGUAGGGAAAAUUAACCUCUUGUGAAAGUCCGUAUGUAAUAAGAGCUGCAGAAACGACUGCAGAGACCUUCAGUGAUUUUUACUUCGACCUGCUUUCUUUCGUCUUUGCGAUUGUUCUUGUGUGUCUUGUGCAUAAAGAAUGGAGCUGUGUUAAGGUUUGUGUAACGCUGGGUAAGGGGUGCGGGUGGGGGGUACGCCGUUCACGUUCCUGAUUGGAAGUGACCACCAAAAUCGAUGUUUCCUGUUGGACUGUCAUAUUGUGCUGCUUUGUUUUCAGUGGAGUCCUUCAGCCUUUGUAUUUAGAAGAGGAUGUAGUUUAUCCACAUUCUUGUGACCAGAUGUUCAUGUAAAUCUGUUUGCUGUGCUUUCCGCUUAGUUUUUGGAUGUUUUUCCUGAACUCUUCCAUUGUAGAUACAGCCUUUACAAGCUUUGAGAAGACAAUGUAGCUGUUUUAAAAUAUUCAUAUGGUGCUUAAUGAAGAAUCAAAAAUAAUGUUUUUAGGAAAGUUAUUUCUAAUAUAAUCUCUUUCUCAAAGUUUUUUAAAGGCCAUGCAGACUACAUAUCUUAAAGUCUUAGCUCUACGUAAUUGACUUUGUUUAGGAGUAUACGUUUUAAUGUACUUUUGCACAUAAUUGCACUGUAUUUCACUAAAGGAAUACAUGCUGCACUGGUAUUCAUAGUGCAUUUAACCUCUUGGUGCAAGACCUUGUAAAUCUUCCAAAUGUGGUUAUUUAAUUUACUGAUGUUUUGUAAGGCAGUUUCAUAACUGAAGUCCUUUAGUCUAGUUGAAAUGACAAAUUCUUAUAAAUUGAACCUUAUUUGUAGAAGUGACUUAACUAUAUUUGUGGAUCUUGGAGCAUUCUGGAGCUUUUUGAUUGUCUAGAAAAUAAAACUCUCUGAGAGGGUUGCUUUGAUUUUUUUACUGUUCAAGAGUUGACUGAGUAAACCUGAGAGUGUCUAGAUUAGAGCUCACAUUUCAAUUUCUGGGAAUUAAAAAUGAAUAUAUCCAUUUCAUUUUGACAGACGUUUUGCAAGCAAGAAUCAGAUUUGUGCUAGGAAAGGAUUAAAAGGAUGCUGUUAACUUAAAACCCAGCCAGCUGAUUUUUUUUUUAUAAAAUCUUUUAUAUUAUUAACACUGACUUUGCUUCCUUUACCACUCUUUGUAGUUUUAUAAUAAUCUUAACUUUUUAAACUCUUUUUAAAGCUUUUCAUUUUAAUGCUGGAUGAGAAAAAUCCAUGCAGCUGGGAAGCAGUCACUGCUCCUAGCCAGAAGAAAAGGCUGUCAAAUGCCUACAAUAAAAUGCAUGUGGGUGAGGGGGUGGGGGGACAGACUCCCAAAUAUUCUUUCUAGGUAAUUUUGAAUUAUAUUGGAUAAUUCACAGAGAGUCUUCUUAAACCUACUUUUACAGACUAUCAGAUUCAAAACCUGUAUUACCUGUUGAUUUAGAAUAUCCUGAAUCAAUGACAAAUGUAAUAACCCCUUCUUUCUUUUCCCUGUUUUCACUGGAACUGUGAAAUCUAUUCACUUUUAUUUUAUUGAGACCUUUACGUUUAUACAUUUUAGUUUCAGAAGUGCCUGGAAAUUAUUCAUAUUUCAAAAUUUAUUUACUAUUGUUUUUUUAAAUCAUUAAAAUAUUUUUGUUAGUACUAAAGAUUUUUAGAUCCAACUGAAGUUGACAGUGCCCUUGAGCAUGCACAUAACAUUUCUUCUCUUAAAGGUAACUCUUAACAUGUCGACCAAGUCACUGAAGACAGUCUCUUUGUGCCUUUUGUUGGAUUGUUUGAAAUCCAGAUUUUCAACACGUCUAGAAAUAUUAGUAAUGUGUAUGAGAAUAUAAAGGGCAUGAAGUUGUUAGAACCUUGCCAGCGGCUCCAUUUAUACACGUACGUGUGGUGUGCGUGCCCACAGAGAGCUGCUUUUAGGUCUGGAGUUAAGAUGUCAUCAUCUCUGGCACGUAGGUCAGCGGAGCGCUUUCACUAAAACACAACCAGUGAAUAUAACAACUUUUUUAGUUUUUAUUAAAUGGUUAUAGGCAGGUGUCUGGAUAUUACUCGAUAUUAGUAAAUUAAAAAGAAAAGAACAACUCAGCAAACAAGCAAAAAUCAAAACAAAACAAACACCACCCCUCUACCACCGCCCGCCCUCUCAAAACAACGUGCUGUAAGCAGCAACUUUAAAAUGCCAUCCCCAAAUACUCAAAUGCAAUAUAUAUACUGGGCUUUGGACUUUGGACUGCCAAUUGAGAUGAAAAAUAUUUUAACUGUCAAAAUAUGCGCCUCUCUACUUCUCACAUGCUUUUAGCAUAAGCAGCUAAGCGCCAUGAGGGCUUAGGCACGCAGGAUCGGUCCUAUUGAUCACGAGACUAGUUACAAGGGUAAAACGUAAGCAUACAUUGACAGUUUGGCAGAAUUAGGAACCACAUCAGCUCUUAGAAAUUCUCAAAGUUCUUCAGUGGCAAGGCUUGUUUUAAUCUUUAGCUGCUGGCUUCUUUCUGGGUUGGAGGGGAAUUGUGUGAACAAAAAUUUAAUUUCAGAGCCAAUGACUGUGCUACUGAUUUUUUAAAUUCUGUCUUGUUGUUUGGUUGUUAAUAACUAAGGUAUGUGAGCUCUGACCCAAACCAGUGCCUGUUACUCAAACAAAAAUAGGAAGCUUGCUUUGAAAUGGUUUUCUUCUCGUAGUUGUUUGUGUUUCUAAUACAAGAAAGAUAUUUUGUUGGUAAACAAUAGCUAUUGGUAGCCAUAACAGCUGUUCCUAGAUCACAAAAAAUUUGAACACCUCAGUCUCUGGAGACUUGGAGGAGUCUUCUCUCCUCCUGUAUGAAACCAAGAACUAGAAUACUCACAAAACUAAACAAGAGUUAACACUUCAGGGAGAUGCCCUGAUUUUAGGACCUGCUAAUUUGAGAUACCAUCAUGCAGAUGAAUCUAUGGGUAGAUUCAAGGACCUUCAUAAAUCUCCAAGCCCAUUCCAGGAUCUGUCCAAGCGAAAGCCCGUACAGUAAGAGCGCUGUGUUGUUAACCAAGAUGCUGUAUAUUUGUUGAGGCAGGAGAGGAAGAUUUUCACUUUUGAAAACCAACGUGUGAAUGUCACCAGUUAAUGCAGUAUCUCUGGGCAGAUCAGUGGAGUAGUUCAAUCAACAGUAAAUUGUCCUAAACUACUAAUUGGUACAAGAACAUUUGCAUUUGUACUGUCUGAAUCUGAUGGAUGUGAAAUUCAGCUACCCCAGCUUGCUCUGAAUGUCUACCUUCUUUUAAAUUUUUUACUGUUUUAACUCUUCUUUUGUUGUUUGCUGAACUUUUAAAUGUAGCAGAUUAUGACUUUUUAAAAAGCGCUCCAGUACAAGCAAAAUAAGGGUACUUUAAAAAAAAAAAAGAAACAAACAAACUAUCCUAUGUUAAGCAGAUUAUUUUGAUGAGAAAGAGGAAUGCUAGGGAGUGAAAGAAGGGAUUGGUAUCUGGUGCUCCGCUUCCACAGGUGUUUGGGAUCAAUAGUUCUAUGUGGGAGAAAGAUGGCAUAAAGCUCUGAAUCGUGGGUCUUUACCGUAUUUUACAAAAGACAGCUUUGCAGCGUUCGCAGACAACGCGGGGGACAGGCCGGGUAGCAGUGCAACCCCCCCAGACCUUUCCAGAUUUAAUAACUGGACGUUUUCUGCAGAUCAGUAACAGAGACGUUGCACUGAUCUUUUACCGCAAGCUGCCAGAUCUGCAAGUGUACCUGUGCUGAUGUCAGGGUGUCUGCGAGCGCAGGUAUCGGGGUGGAAGAGAGAGAACCAAACCGAACCAAAGCUGAGAAUUAAUGUGCAUCACCACCACAGAGGCAAUUUACCCUUUCUAAGGGGUGGGGAUCAAAUCUUUAAGUGCUUUUUGUAACCUUUUUUUCUACAGUGGUGCAUUACUGAAUUUGUCCCUAUUGUAUGCUAUAUUGUGUAUGUACUAUAUAUGUUUACUUUGUUGUAUGUGGUCUGGUUCUUUUAUAGUUAAAGAACAGAAAACAUUAAAUAAAUACUAAUCUCACA
Messenger RNA from Phalacrocorax carbo (great cormorant), 8287 nucleotides. The record is from RefSeq and is a predicted model, not a curated record. NCBI's taxonomy places the organism in Eukaryota, Metazoa, Chordata, Aves, Suliformes, Phalacrocoracidae.